Messenger RNA from Hevea brasiliensis (rubber tree), 1063 nucleotides. RefSeq names its product ras-related protein RABF2a. Lineage: Eukaryota; Viridiplantae; Streptophyta; Magnoliopsida; Malpighiales; Euphorbiaceae. The transcript is spliced from 7 exons. The record is from RefSeq and is a predicted model, not a curated record. Gene Ontology annotation, molecular function: GTPase activity; GTP binding. Bases 246 to 848 code for a protein of 200 amino acids.
CUUUAAACAAAAGAGCAAACCUUCGAUUACUUUAAAAAAAUAAAAAAACUCCUGCCCAAGUUGCUGUGAGUCUUCGGUCUUCCUUCGCUCAAAAAUAAAUAAGAGGAAGGCUUUGAUCAAAAUUCUUCUUCCGUCUUUUCCUUCUCUCCCUCCUUCCUUCUCUUCAACGCCUUUCUUGUAAUCUGAAUUUCAACUGGAAAGUCGUCUCAUAUUCCUUGAUCUGAUCUUCACUACUAUUCAAGCUGAUGGCCACCGCCGGAAACAAGAACAUCAAUGCAAAAUUGGUGCUUCUUGGGGAUGUUGGUGCCGGAAAGUCUAGUCUUGUGUUGCGUUUUGUCAAAGGACAGUUUGUUGAAUUUCAGGAAUCAACCAUAGGUGCUGCUUUUUUCUCACAAACAUUGGCUGUGAAUGAUGCAACUGUAAAAUUUGAGAUUUGGGACACAGCAGGUCAGGAGAGGUAUCAUAGCUUGGCUCCAAUGUACUACAGGGGAGCUGCUGCGGCAAUUAUUGUGUAUGACAUAACGAAUCAGGCUUCAUUUGAGAGGGCAAAAAAAUGGGUCCAAGAACUUCAGGCACAAGGCAACCCAAAUAUGGUUAUGGCACUUGCUGGGAAUAAAGCUGAUUUGCUAGAUGCAAGAAAGGUAGCAGCAGAAGAAGCUCAAGUAUAUGCUCAGGAGAAUGGCCUUUUCUUUAUGGAAACAUCAGCUAAAACUGCUGUCAAUGUCAAUGACAUUUUUUAUGAAAUAGCAAAAAGACUACCUCGGGUGCAGCCAGCGCAGAAUCCAUCUGGAAUGGUUCUUAUGGAUAGACCUGCAGAAAGGACAGCAAGCACAUCCUGUUGCUCUUAACUAAUUCUGUAGUUGUGUCAUUUCUGCUUGUCUGUAUCUUGUAAAAGGUCUUGACUACUUGCCAUGCUCAUUGAAAAUACUUGUUUUGUGCUUCUUGUUGCAUUGGUGUAUUUACUUACUCAUUAAGAAAUGUACAUGUACAUUUCCUUUUCAACCAGUGAAAUGGAAAUGGAGUGGCUUCUUAUGUAAUGAAAUGGUUUGAUGUUUCUGUUUCA